GCCCGAGUCGGCGGGAAGCUGGAGCGCCGGCGGCGUCGGCUUCGGAGGGGUGUGGAGAGGCGAGGCCAGGCAGAGCCCCGCGCAGCCAUGGAGUCGCUCCUGCUGCCGGUGCUGCUGCUGUUGGCUGUACUGUGGACACAGGCGGCCGCCCUCAUUAACCUCAAGUACUCGGUAGAAGAGGAGCAGCGCGCCGGGACGGUGAUCGCCAACGUGGCCAAGGACGCGCGCGAGGCGGGCUUUGCACUGGACCCACGGCAGGCCUCUGCCUUUCGUGUGGUGUCCAACUCCGCUCCGCACCUGGUGGACAUCAACCCCAGCUCGGGCCUGUUGGUCACCAAGCAGAAGAUCGACCGUGACUUGUUGUGCCGCCAGAGCCCCAAGUGCAUCAUCUCGCUUGAGGUCAUGUCCAGCUCAAUGGAGAUCUGCGUGAUUAAGGUGGAGAUCAAGGACCUGAAUGACAACGCGCCCAGCUUCCCGGCGGCACAGAUUGAGCUGGAGAUCUCAGAGGCGGCCAGCCCUGGGACGCGCAUCCCGCUGGACAGCGCCUAUGACCCGGACUCGGGCAGCUUCGGCGUGCAGACGUACGAGCUCACGCCUAACGAGCUAUUUGGCCUGGAGAUCAAGACGCGCGGCGACGGCUCGCGCUUUGCAGAACUCGUGGUGGAGAAGAGUCUGGACCGGGAGACGCAGUCGCACUACAGCUUUCGCAUCACUGCGCUCGACGGCGGCGACCCGCCGCACCUGGGCACUGUUGGCCUCAGCAUCAAGGUGACCGACUCCAAUGACAACAACCCUGUGUUUGGCGAGUCCACCUAUUUAGUGACCGUGCCAGAGAACUCACCUCCCAACACGCCUGUUAUCCGUCUCAACGCCAGUGACCCAGACGAAGGCACCAAUGGCCAGGUGGUCUACUCCUUCUAUGGCUACGUCAACGACCGCACUCGAGAACUCUUCCAGAUCGACCCGCACAGCGGCCUGGUCACGGUCACUGGUGCCCUAGACUAUGAAGAGGGCCAUGUGUACGAACUGGAUGUGCAGGCCAAGGACCUGGGGCCCAACUCCAUCCCGGCACACUGCAAGGUCACCGUCAGCGUUCUGGACACCAAUGACAACCCGCCGGUCAUCAACCUGCUGUCGGUCAACAGCGAGCUGGUGGAGGUGAGCGAGAGCGCCCCACCGGGCUACGUGAUUGCACUGGUGCGGGUGUCUGAUCGAGACUCCGGCCUCAAUGGGCGCGUGCAGUGCCGUUUGCUGGGCAACGUGCCCUUUCGUCUGCAGGAGUAUGAAAGCUUCUCCACUAUCCUGGUGGACGGACGACUGGACCGCGAGCAGCACGACCAGUACAAUCUCACGAUCCAGGCGCGCGACGGCGGCGUGCCCAUGCUGCAGAGCUCUAAGUCCUUUACCGUGCGCAUCACCGACGAGAACGACAACCACCCGCACUUCUCCAAGCCCUACUACCAGGUCAUUGUGCAGGAGAACAACACUCCCGGUGCCUAUCUGCUCUCUGUGUCGGCCCGAGACCCCGACCUGGGUCUCAAUGGCAGUGUUUCCUACCAGAUCGUGCCGUCGCAGGUGCGGGACAUGCCUGUCUUCACCUAUGUCUCCAUCAACCCCAACUCGGGUGACAUCUAUGCGCUGCGAUCCUUCAACCACGAGCAGACCAAGGCAUUUGAAUUCAAGGUGCUGGCCAAGGACGGCGGCCUGCCCUCGCUGCAGAGCAACUCCACUGUUCGGGUCAUCAUCCUCGACGUCAAUGACAAUACCCCAGUCAUCACCGCCCCACCCCUGAUCAACGGCACCGCUGAAGUCUACAUACCCCGCAACUCGGGCAUAGGCUACCUGGUGACCGUUGUCAAAGCAGACGACUACGAUGAAGGCGAGAAUGGCCGGGUCACCUAUGACAUGACAGAGGGCGACCGCGGCUUCUUUGAAAUAGACCAGGUCAAUGGCGAGGUCAGAACCACUCGCACCUUCAGCGAGAGCUCCAAAGCUUCCUACGAGCUUAUUGUGGUGGCCCACGACCACGGCAAGACGUCUCUCUCCGCCUCUGCGCUCGUCCUAAUCUACCUAUCCCCUGCUCUCGACGCCCAAGAGUCGAUGGGUUCGGUGAACUUGUCCUUGAUUUUCAUUAUCGCCCUGGGCUCCAUUGCUGGCAUCCUCUUUGUCACUAUGAUCUUUGUGGCGAUCAAGUGCAAGAGAGACAACAAAGAAAUCCGGACCUACAACUGCAGUAAUUGUUUAACCAUCAUUUGUCUCCUCGGCUGUUUUAAAAAAGGACAAAACAGCAAGUGUCUGCAUUGCAUCUUGGUUUCUCCCAUUAGCAAGGAGCAAGACAAAAAGGCUGAGGAGAAAGUGAGCCUAAGGGGAAAGAGAAUCGCUGAGUACUCCUAUGGGCAUCAAAAGAAAUCAAGCAAGAAGAAAAAAAUCAAUAAGAAUGACAUCCGCCUGGUACCCCGGGAUGUGGAGGAGACAGACAAGAUGAACGUUGUCAGUUGCUCCUCCCUGACCUCGUCCCUCAACUAUUUCGACUACCACCAGCAGACCCUUCCUCUGGGCUGCCGCCGCUCUGAGAGCACUUUCUUGAAUGUGGAGAACCAGAAUACCCGCAAUACCAGCGCCAACCACAUCUACCAUCACUCUUUCAACAGCCAGGGCCCCCAGCAACCAGACCUGAUCAUCAACGGUGUGCCUCUGCCCGAGACUGAAAACUAUUCUUUUGACUCCAACUACGUGAACAGCCGAGCCCAUUUAAUCAAAAGCAGCUCCACCUUCAAGGACUUAGAGGGCAACAGCCUGAAGGAUAGCGGCCAUGAGGAGAGUGACCAGACCGACAGUGAGCAUGAUGUCCAGCGAAGCCUGUAUUGUGACACUGCUGUCAAUGAUGUGCUGAACACCAGCGUGACCUCCAUGGGAUCUCAGAUGCCUGACCAUGAUCAGAAUGAAGGAUUUCAUUGCAGGGAAGAAUGCCGGAUUCUUGGCCACUCUGACAGGUGCUGGAUGCCCCGGAACCCCAUGCCCACCCGCUCCAAGUCCCCUGAGCAUGUGAGGAACAUCAUUGCACUGUCCAUUGAAGCUACUGCUGCCGAUGUUGAAGCUUAUGAUGACUGCGGCCCCACCAAGCGGACUUUUGCAACCUUUGGAAAGGAUGUCAGCGACCACCCAGCUGAGGAGAGGCCCACCCUGAAAGGCAGGAGGACUGUUGAUGUGACCAUCUGCAGCCCCAAAGUCAACGGCGCUAUCCGGGAGGCAGGCAAUGGCUGUGAGGCUAUUAGCCCUGUCACCUCCCCUCUGCACCUCAAGAGCCCUCUGCCUACUAAGCCUUCUGUGUCUUACACCGUUGCCCUGGCGCCCCCGGCCCGCGAUCUAGAGCAGUAUGUCAACAAUGGCCCUUCUCGUCCCUCUGAAGCUGAACCCCGUGGAGCUGAUGGCGAGAAAGUCGUGCAUGAGGUCAGCCCUAUUCUGAAGGAAGGUCGAGACAAAGAGUCUCCUGGCGUGAAGCGUCUGAAGGAUAUCAUUCUCUAAAUCAGUCUUGGGGAAGAAGAGAGAGAAACCAUGCUGGCUAGCAAAGAAGCAGGAGCUGAUCGUUUUAAUUGCUCACCAAUGGUUGGUUCUUGAGUGGCUGUAUUUCAGAGCUUUCCCUAAAUGUAUUGUUUAUAAGUGACUAUCAUUCUGUGACAAUCCCUCUCGUUUCAACAGGCAGCAGGGGUGUUCCGUUGGAGCAAAUUAGCUUUGGCUUGAGUUGUUCAUGGGGCCUUGAUGUUGGGGAAGCAGAGACAAAUUCAGUGUGAAAAGUAUUAUGUAUUAAGUGUUUGGAUUUAUAUAUUUUUGUAUGUCAAAAUUAUAAUAAAAAUUACCAUUGUUUGUGGAGGAUUACAUUUUAAAAAAGCCAAAAAAAAAAAAAAGCUCUGGACACCUUUAAUAGGCUCGCCACUGUUUUGUAGUGUAGACAAGUUAAUGGUCAUUUAUUGUGUACUAUUCAUUGAUUCAGUGAUGUGAAAUCAAGCCCCCAAAUGGUUGUUUCUGAAGCUCGAGUACUUUCCAAUGCCACUACUUUGCUGUGGACAUCCCUGCUUUAAGAACCCUUUUGCUAGCUGUGCUAUUGUCAUAUUUGAUAUUGCAAAUUGCUACGUGUGUGGUGAUGGCAAAAGGCUUUUAGAAGUUGGUGUUUUUUUCUUAAAAAACUAAAAUAAAACUACAGAUAAAAACAAAGUGCAAACAACUGAGACAACAAGUGAAUGAGUAACACCACACAUAUAGAUUGAGUACUUGGAGGAUACUCACUCACAGAGUCUACCCACGGAGUGGUUGCUCACCACGUUGCAGGGUAUUUUUCCUGACUUUCAGUCUUCUGCCCAGAUCCAUGAUAGAUCAUUGCAGAAAGACAUUCUUGGAUAUUCUACUAUCUAAUUUGCAGCUGUCAGAAAUACUGUGCUGAAAAUUUUAUGAGAUCAAUUUUUCUGAUUUUCAGGCCCUGAACAGGAAAGCUGCUCCUGAAGUUAUCAGUUUCCAGGCUUAGAAAUUCCUUAUCUCCAAUCAUCUAAAACUCAAAAAGACUGAAUCUAUUUUGAGUUCUAAAUAAGCAUCUUUUCAGACACACACUUCCUGAUUCAGUGUUUCCCCGUCAUGAUUAGAAUUAGACUGCAAAGCAUGUCAUGGGCUGGAAUUGAGAACUCCAUGUUGCUCUGUAUCGUAGGAUUAUAAAUAGGGAUAGAGUAAGCAGUACAAAGUGUACAUUUAGGAAAAGACAGGUAACAGGUAACAGCAUCAUUAAUUCAAUUACUGUGCCUUCUAAAUGGAGACACUUGGACACUUGAACUCGUCUUUUUAUGACUAACACUUUUUUUUUAAUUAAAAAUGUGAAUAGGAAACUAUCAAAAAUGCAUUACAUUUAGCUAACUCUUUGCUGUAGGCUAGGAAUACAUCUUUUUUAUUAACAAGUUUGUUACACACAUUCUUUUUUUGUUUGUUUAACAUUCCUCGAACUCCCGUUUAUUUACUGUCUAUUAAUAUUCACUAGCCAACAUAGUAUUCUUGCAGCCUAAGAGUUCAUUAUUUAAAAAUAGACAAAUAUGUCACCUUUGCUCUGCCUUGGUCUUAAAAGAGUUGUUUCUAGAGAAACAAGUUUUGUGGUUAUGUUCUCAUUUGUUUCAUUUUUUGAAAUUCAAGAGUAUCCAGCAAAAAAAGGCUUAGAGGUUAGAGCACUAAGAAUGCAAAAGAGGAUUUAUUUUCUUAAAUUUAGGUAGAUAAGUCUGAUCUUUUAAAUGUUUUAGUUAUUUUUUGCCUGAGUUCCUGGCUUUAUACAUUACUAGGAAUAUUUUCUUUUGCAGGAGGGAUGGUUUUGGGGAGGGUGGGUAAGGCAGUGGGGAUGGGGUUACGUAGGGGAGAAUAUUUCUGAAAAAGAAGUUAUAAUGAAGCUACAAAUUCAUCCUUAUUUCUUAUUCAGUGAUGAAUACUACCUCAUGCAAAAUAUUGGUGUGGCUGCAAAUUUCCCUCUGAAACUGACACAAUUAGAAAUCAAUUACCAUAGCAUCUUCAUUUUGGCUCAUUUUAUUCUCUUGCUUUUUUCCCCUUUGAUUCAUUUCAUUUUAGUAGUAGAUUUUGAAUUAGGUAUUUAUUUCUGUUUGCAAGUGAAUAGACUAUUUGAUUAACACAUUAAAAAUUAAUUUUUUUCCAUUUAAGUUAUGAUGGCUGCCUGUAGAAUUUAGACUGUUCCUCACCUGAUCCAUCCUGAUAUCAUGUUGUUGGCUACCACCUCAAGGUCGCUUUCAAGUCAGAUUUGACAGUUUUUGUAUAGGUGUAUUUCUUAUUAUGCUCAGUCAGAAUGAGGGAGCUGAAAAGAUUGUGGCAAGUGGGAACAUUCAAUGUUAUGUGGCUAUUGAGCCAGAGGGGCCACUGGCUGCCAUGUCUUUACACUAACCAUUUUAAACCAGCCAAGUUUAAAAUGUUAGUGUAAGGGUGACAUUGAUUCUGCUUUUCUCUUGUGUUUAUUUUCCUCCAAUUUUUUUUCCAGAAUUCAGUUUUAAGCGAUAGACCAAUCCUUUUUCCUUCUCAAAAUACUUGUUCACAAUGGGCAGUCAGACAUUUUUUUGGCUUCCAAACCCUUUAUUGAGCAUGUUCAGAGAAUUCCCUUCAUUAAGAAAAUAUCUUUUUUUUUUCUCCUCUACAGUUGUUUGAUGUAUACAUCC
Orcinus orca (killer whale) is the source of this 6188-nucleotide messenger RNA. RefSeq names its product protocadherin 19 (gene PCDH19). Gene Ontology annotation, biological process: homophilic cell-cell adhesion. Bases 88 to 3525 code for a protein of 1145 amino acids. The record is from RefSeq and is a predicted model, not a curated record. Gene Ontology annotation, cellular component: plasma membrane. Lineage: Eukaryota; Metazoa; Chordata; Mammalia; Artiodactyla; Delphinidae. The transcript is spliced from 6 exons. Gene Ontology annotation, molecular function: calcium ion binding.